GUUCAUUUUAAUAUAUGAAAUGUAAUAAUGCUACGUCUAUUAAUUAUCGAAUACAAUUUGAUAAAAUCUUAUUGCUGUUGAAAAGAUCAUAUCAUUAAUACUAGCUGUUGUAGAAGCAAUCAAACAAUUUAUUAAAAUGGACAUUUUGUCAUUAAAGAAGAUCUGGCUGCUAGGGAUUUAUUAAGGAUCUUGAAUUGGCCAUUGUGUGCCUUGCUGUGUUAAUUAUUCAGUUCAUGGUGGCUCACUUGUUUUGUUGAGAGUGUGACGCGAGUUUUUAUAAUAUGGUGAGCCAAAAGACAGUUUUAGCUUCCUUGUUGUAUUUUUCUGUUUUUGUUUUCGUCUCAAUAUGGUUAAUGACAAGAAACUUUCCUGAGAAACAGUGUGAUUGUACAAGAUGUCUGAGGAAGGCUUUACCAGAAUCACAAAUCAAGUCUAAAAGGAAUACGCAAGAUGACAGUGUUGUUCAAAAUAAUAUAGGUAGGCUAUAAAACAAGCCUCAUACCUGGGUACUUAUAUGGAAAAUCACGCUAAGCAAGUCAAAUAACCAAUCACUUCAGUAUUAUAUAGUUCAGUGGUUAAGCCGCAUGCUCGCUCAGCUUAACCACUGAACUAUAUGUAACACUGAAGUGCUUACUUAUUUGACUGAAGUGCUGCAGGCUUGCUUAGCGAGAUUUUCCUUAUAAACACCUGGAUAUGAGGCUAGUAUAAAACAGUCAUUACAUGGUCAUAUAAAUGAUGUGAUUUAUAGAGAGUUGAUCAUGACAUAGUAAACCCUGGUGUUUCAGCUCUGACACCAGCUCCAGCUGCUUUAAUUAAAGCUCAGAUAUCCGGCUCUGGCUGGGUUGGUUCACAACUCAGGGGACAAAUUAACCAGAUAAUGGCCAAUAUUACUUGGCUUAAUUUUGUCCCCAAGGUAAGAUGAUGUGAUCAUGUGAUUAGAGUAUGUCUGCUGCCUAACCCAAACACAUGAUGGCGAUUCAGGUUGCAAACAAAUAUUAUAACAUUUUUAGAGCAUGCAGAUUAAAUGAUCGUAUGAAAUAUGGUUCUUAUUUUCAAGAGAUGUAGGGUCAAGAAAAAUAAAAGUUGUACUUAAAAGCUAAAUUUAUUCAGUGGCAUAUAUUUUCAAUUCUGCUGCAGGAUCAAAACAUCUGACAACACCAAUUGUACCCAUACAAAUUAUCUCCAAAAUAGCAACCACUUCACAGCCCAAGGAACCAGAAAUCAAAUUAAGAACAGCAGCUAUUGUGAAGCCAACAAACCUUGAGACAAUGAAAUCUAGACACAAAUUAGGAGUGAUUGUACCAUUCCGAGAUCGUCUUGAAGAACUUUUAGAAUUUGUACCAUAUAUGACCAAGUUUUUGAAUGAACAGAAUAUUGAAUUUCAUAUUUAUGUUAUCAACCAAGUCGAUAUUCACAGGUUAGUGUGUUGGUUCUGAUAUUUAUAGUUUGCCUGUAGUUACGAGUUAUAAUUACAUCGAUUCCUGCAAUGUGCUUUUUAUUUCUUGUCAUAAUUUUAUUCAGCACUACCAGUAUGAGUUUACCCAGUAUGUACCAUACUGCAAGCUUACUCUUAUAGGUACUCUGGUUUCCCCAUGAAGUAACACUAGUCUGGAACAUUAAGGGAUGAUCCUUACUGAAGCUCUGGAAAGACUAUAAAGUAGGGCACAUCAGGGAGCAUUGCCACUUAAAGGAUUAACAAGAUGCAUUGGCUGAUUAACCCAUUGAUUGGCUACAGUUUCCCCUUGGAGAGUAAAAUCAUCUGGUUGUAGACAGAUCUCUUAUUACUACUUUGUAUACUCUAGGUUUAACAGAGCUGCACUACUGAAUGUUGGAUACUUGAUUGCUGUAAAGGAUGCAUGUGACUACAUAGCGAUGCAUGACGUUGACCUACUGCCUCUUAAUAAAGAUUUAAAUUAUGGCUAUCCGGUGGCUGGCCCAUUUCAUGUUUCUGCUCCAUUCUUACAUCCAAGAUAUCACUAUGCAAAAUUCAUUGGUGGAAUUAUGUUGAUGUCUAAACAGCAAUUCCAAAAGGUCUGGUAUUGAAUGAAUCAUUGCUUUGAUUUAUACAGUAUCCACGUACAAAUCUCGCAUCUUACAAACGAGUGACAAACGAGUGGUAAAAAAGUUGUCGUUUUAUCAAGUUGCUACAAGGUUGUCACUCAACAAGUUGUUGAGUUGCAGGACGAUAACAAGUUAUUGGAACAACUUGUAACAAGUCUGUUGAGUGAACAACAUUGUAGGAAGUUGUCACAGAUAAUACGUCGUAUUUUUGUCGUCUAUUUGUCGUAUUUUUACUACUAUAAUACUGUUCUGUUGGCGCUUUUUGUUAAAAGGUGAAUGGUCUGUCCACCCUGUUUUGGGGCUGGGGUCGGGAAGAUGAUGAACUUUAUAUGAGACUUCAAGAGGCAAAUAUGACAGUGAGUAAUUAAUUACAACAGUAUUAGUUUCGUUAAUAGAUAAUAGUUUCGUUAGUUUCUUUAUGAUAGAAAAUACCUAGUUCUUUCACUGUUCAAUUAGGAUUCCAAAGCUUAUUGUUAAUAUUUGUAGGUAAAUCAACCAGUUGGAAUUACAACUGGGUACAAAACGUUCAAGCAUAAUCAUGGCAGGAAACGGAAACGAGAUUAUCCAACUUCGCGGAAACAAUUCAAGGUAUAAGAACGCUUGUGUGCAAUAAAUUGAGUAUAAAUGUGUAAGAACUAGUUGAUUCAGGUGAAGUAGAGUUGUCAAGAAUAGCAGGACAAGAUGAAAAGAAUUUUUAAUCUAAUUCCUCUUCUUGAGUUAAUCUUUAUUGGAUCGCGCACUGGUAUGCUGCCGCUAAUGAAUUCAAUCUGGGCAACCACUUGUGUUUAGUAUUACACUCUUUCAACAAUAUCCCCCCAUCACACCCUACGUCCUAAUUUCACUGGAUCUUUCUUUAUACUCUAUCCUCCCCAUCUUCUCUUCAGUUUAGUGUCUUUGCUCUCUUUUCACAGCCUUCUUCCGUUUCAUCCUAUGUCUCCCAACUGUUUGUGGUCCUUGUACAGGAUGUAUCCAUAUUAUCUUCACUGGAUCUUUCUUUAUACUCUAUCCUCGCCAUCUUCUCUUCAGUUUAGUGUCUUUGCUCUCUUUUCACAGUCGUUGUCUCUCUGCCUCAUUUUUGUCUCCCAACUGUUCGUUGUCGGGUCAUCAUUCUACUGGGUCAUCAUUCUACUGGGUCAUCAUUCUACUGGGUCAUCAUUCUACUGGGUCAUCAUUCUACUGGGUCAUCAUUCUACUGGAUCAUCAUUCUACUGGGUCAUCAUUCUACUGGAUCAUCAUUCUACUGGAUCAUCAUUCUACUGGAUCAUCAUUCUACUGGUCAUCAUUCUACUGGAUCAUCAUUCUACUGGAUCAUCAUUCUACUGGAUCAUCAUUCUACUGGUCAUCAUUCUACUGGAUCAUCAUUCUACUGGGUCUUCCUCCUCUCUUCUCCUGAUGUGUCCAGACCGUCACUUUCUCGUUUGCCUCAUUUUCCUCAAUAUCCGUUCUUAUGUCAUUGUCUUUUGAUUUCAUUUUAGUCGUCCUUCAACAGAGAUCGUGAAACUGGGUUGAAUACAAUGGAUCAUAAAAUAAUAAGCAGACAUGAAAUGACUAUUGAAGGCAAUUCCGUCUCCAUGGUUGCCGUUGAAUUGAAUUGUAAAUAUAAAAUAACUCCUUGGUGUGAUAAUUAGACAGUAAUUAUUUAAUGAAUAUAUGUAUUUUUAAAGCUAG
Molecule: messenger RNA, 3729 nt
Organism: Paramuricea clavata
Lineage: Eukaryota; Metazoa; Cnidaria; Anthozoa; Malacalcyonacea; Plexauridae
Source: the annotation of a GenBank genome assembly